Macrosteles quadrilineatus (aster leafhopper) is the source of this 1378-nucleotide messenger RNA. Its product is annotated as 26S proteasome non-ATPase regulatory subunit 13-like. Gene Ontology annotation, biological process: ubiquitin-dependent protein catabolic process. The record is from RefSeq and is a predicted model, not a curated record. The transcript is spliced from 8 exons. Gene Ontology annotation, molecular function: structural molecule activity. NCBI's taxonomy places the organism in Eukaryota, Metazoa, Arthropoda, Insecta, Hemiptera, Cicadellidae. The coding region runs from base 145 to 1305 and encodes 386 amino acids. Gene Ontology annotation, cellular component: nucleus; cytosol; proteasome regulatory particle, lid subcomplex.
UAACCUAACUUGUCGUGUCGAAAUUUGUUUGUCAUCGUCGUAAGUGUCUACUGCUUGGAUUGAAUUGGAAGUUUCUUAUUCUAUUCUAUCGAAAUACCUAAUUAUAACUUAUAUUACUUGAGAAUUCCUUGCUUGGUGUACACAAUGGCGAGUACAUCUACUGGAGCGAAAGAUUUUAAUGCAUACCUUGCUGCUAAACAAGCUCAGGCCGACAAAGAACUAUCUGCUGAAUGGGCUGCCUUGGAAGAACUGCACAAUAAGAAGCUAUGGCAUCAACUGACAUUGAAACUUCGCAGUUUUGUCAUGAACCCAGCUUUGCAAAAGGGAAAUGAACUCAUCGAUCUAUACCAAAACUUUAUUCAGGGAUUUGAAAACAAGAUCAAUCCGCUGGCUUUGGUAGAAAUCAUCGCUUUCAUCGUUCCCAAGAUCUCUGACCCUAAAGAAGCAAUCACCUUCCUGGAAACGACUGAGCCAAAAGUCAAGCAGAACAGUGAAGCCGUCUCACUAUGCAAGGUCCUCGAAGGCCAGAUAUUUCUGGAGAAGUUGAAGGACCAGGUGGCGACAAAGAAAAUAAUCGAAGAUGUUGAGAAGAUCUUGGACGAUGCUGAUGGUGUAACGUCUGUCCAUGGUAGAUACUAUCUCUUGGCCAGUCAGUAUUACAGGCUGCAAGGCAAACAUGCUGAAUACUACCGCACAGCUCUCAGAUACUUGGGAUGUGUGGAGCUCUCUGAGUUGACCAACAGUGAUCAAGUCCAACAUGCUUUCUUCCUCGGUCUUGCUGCGUUGUUGGGCGAAGGAGUCUACAACCUCGGGGAGUUGCUUGCUCACCCAAUUUUGAACACGCUGAAGACGACGGCCAACGCUUGGCUGGUGGAACUGUUGUUUGCGUUCAACACAGGAGACAUUGCAAAGUUUGAGAAGAUGAAACCGCAGUGGGAAACCGUUCCAGACUUGGCAGCUCAGGAGAUCAAGCUACGUCAGAAGAUCUCACUGUUGUGUCUCAUGGAGAUGACCUUCAAGAGGCCAGCCAAUGACCGGGAGUUGACGUUCGCUGAGAUCGCCCGUGAGACCCGACUGCCUGUCAAGGAGGUUGAGUUGUUGGUGAUGAAGGCUCUAGCGCAGGGUUUGGUGCGCGGCGCAAUAGACCAGGUGUCCAGCAGUGUGCACAUGACUUGGGUACAGCCCAGAGUGCUUGAUACUACUCAGCUUUCUUCAAUGGUCAACAGAUUGAACUUCUGGUGCAGGGAUGUCAAGAAAAUGGAGUUGCUUCUAGAAGACAAAGGUCAUGAUUUUCUUACGCUUUAAUGUCCCAAAAUAUUUUUGUAUUAAUUUUGCUAAGUUAUUAAACUAUAAAUAAAAUGUAAAAUUAUUUUCUUUA